This is a messenger RNA of Anthostomella pinea, 264 nucleotides long. Lineage: Eukaryota; Fungi; Ascomycota; Sordariomycetes; Xylariales; Xylariaceae. The record is from the annotation of a GenBank genome assembly.
AUGCUCCGCCCCUCCCUCCUCCUCCUGAGCCUGCUCACCCCCUUUCUCUCCACUGCAACCCCCACCACUAAACCCACACCACCUCCAAGACGCUCUCCCACAUACGAGCUCGAAGUGCUCCUCGAGCUGCUCCUGCUCAUCUUAACAGCGCACUGGGCGCUGUUCUGGCGGGUACCCAUCAGACUCGCGUUCGCGGGGUGUGGGUGGGCGCUGGAGGACAUUGCGCCGGACGCGGCGGAUGCGGUGUUGAGCGUUGAGUUUUGA